This is a messenger RNA of Lampris incognitus (smalleye Pacific opah), 4671 nucleotides long. RefSeq names its product ubiquitin specific peptidase like 1 (gene uspl1). NCBI's taxonomy places the organism in Eukaryota, Metazoa, Chordata, Actinopteri, Lampriformes, Lampridae. The transcript has 10 exons. Gene Ontology annotation, biological process: protein desumoylation; Cajal body organization. The record is from RefSeq and is a predicted model, not a curated record. Gene Ontology annotation, molecular function: SUMO binding. Gene Ontology annotation, cellular component: Cajal body. The coding region runs from base 285 to 3944 and encodes 1219 amino acids.
CUAGCACGAACGCGAAAACUCGAUGCACAUGGCUAUGGCACUUGCCGGUCGGACUUUCUGAACAGAAGUGGAUUAUUUUUUUUUUCCGAUCGCAGUUGGUUAAAAAGACCCCAGGAUGAACCUCGUCUUGGUGGGCCACCUGUGCCUCCUCCUUGACGUAUAGUACAGCGUGUUGUACAUACCAUUUCAAGCCUUUACCGAGGUGAGCCAGGUUCUACUGACAUGGUAAUAUUAAGUGAAUAGCACUGGACAGCCUUGGACCACAGGAGACACAGAGGUUUCCAAUGUCUGGUGAAGAAACUGGUUUGGGGUCUUUUGCCUCAGCACUGGCGGGGUAUUUGGGAAAAGUUGAGGAAAGAGGCUCCUCACUGGAAUCUUGCCCUUGGUGUGCCUCCAAGGGUUUGACCUCUACUCUGCAGUCCUACCGUAUCACCCUGCAUGAGUCCAUCAUCCUCUGUACAAACCGUUUGUGCCUGUUCCCUCUCGUCGACCGGCCUUUGGAACAUGUCUUGGCCAGCCUGGUUCCAGUGGCACCUGACCGAAGUGGCAAAAGGAACAACACUCUGGAAGAAGAGAAUAAAGAGCUUGUCGCACCCUCCCCAAAACGUAUGCGGACAAAUGGAGAUAACAGUCCCGUGCUACAAGGUGUCGCUGACACACUGAACAGCAGAGUAGAGCUCACAGAUUUUGAGAUUGCUGGUAGCAGCCAGCCCACAGUGCCCAAGACAGAGACUGAAGAAACAAACGUGUAUAACAAUCCUGAUUAUCCCAUUAUAGAGUUGACGGAACAGGAAUUGUUACAAAGUCGGCCAGUUGAAGCUGUAGCUGUUCUGGCAAAGGCUGCAGAGACUGCCAUUUCUACACACAGUGUUACCUCAUCAAAGGCAGUGUCUCCGAUCAAGAAGGAUGAGAGAGGAGAUAGCCUUGUUCGCACAUACUCAGACACUAGACCUGCCACUGUCGAGCCUACACUUCAUACAGCGAGACACCUAAGCUGCUCAUCAAAGGACACAUUGAGCACAAAUGGGGAUAUACCAUUGGUCUCAUCUCCUCACAAUGCUCUCGGUACCCCCACAGUGACAGAUAGGGAAGUGAGUGACAUCAAAAAUGGGCAUGCAGAGAGCCCACCUGAGGUUUUGUGCAGCCCCCACGAUCCAGACCCCAGUCAGUGCAGGUUACUGAACGAGGUGAUCAAUUCAGCCCAAAUCAGCACUUUGUCCCAGCAGCCAGGGGAGACUGAACAGACGACUAUCAACAGUCAGAUGAUCUCCUCAUUCAUAGAGGAAGUAAGGAUUAAGUCAGAGCCAGGUGAUGUGUCCCCAACUGGAAUGAGCCACAACCUGGAGAAAUGGCAAGACGAUGUCCCAUCCAAGCCGGUGAUGACAACGACUAUGUCAGAUCAGCCAGAGGACUUUGUGUCUGUCCCGUCUCAGCUGUUCUGGAGAAAUAACAACAACCUCUGCUGGCUGGACACGCUGCUAGUUGCUGUGGUGAAUUGCCAGAGCCUGAGAAGUUCCAAACCUAAAGACGAGCCCCAGCACUCAUCCGUGUGGCAACUAAUCAGAAAAUACGAUGAGGUCUGUGGUACCGUCAAGGCACACCAGCAAACUUGUACAGAUGGUGUUGUGAGGGUGUCUAACCAAGUGCUGCAAAAGGCUUACUCAGACCUGGAGAAUCUCAGGAUGUCCAUUUUCAAACUAAUGCAGCCAAAACUUCGGUGUCAUCUGGGUCAACAAGAAACGCCUGUGUUCGCAAUGCCACUCUUACUAGUAAGUGACUCUUGGGCUGAGCCUCUCUUCCAGCUGACUUAUCGCUGGGAGUUUGAGUGUGGGAACUGCAAAAGCACCACCAACGUCAAAGUUGAAAAAACUCUUCCCUCUUUCACAAAUAUUUUACCUGAUUGGCAUCCACUUCACGCCACUCAUCGUGCCCCCUGCAACUCGUGCAAGAAGAAGAAUCAGACCAGGACUAUGGUGCUGGAGAGGGUGCCGGCAGUACUAGUGCUUCACUUUAUGGAGGGGCUGCCGGACAACGACGUCAGAAUCUACUCCUUCAACUUCCAGGGAAGACGGUAUUCGGUCACCACCGUCAUACAGUUUGAUCAACAGCUCAAGCACUUUGUCACAUGGAUCCGUAAAUCUAAUGGAUCAUGGCUGGAAUUUGAUGACUUAAAGCACCCGGCCUGUGCCACCCAUACAAAGCUUCCAGUUCCUGCUCAGGACAUGCACAUUGUCUUCUGGGAAAUGGAAACGAACGAGCAGCGCCAUGUAUGUUCUCCGACAACCACAGUGCCGGACCCACCCCCACCCGAGAAUGAAUUGAACUGUCAGUUCAGCAAAAAAUUAGGAACAGAUGAACCACUUGUUCUCUCACCAGACCAGUCCCCUCUCAUCUCGCACAGCGAUACAGAUAUCGUCAGCACUCUGGCGGUGUCGGACGAGGUCGUGGACACAACCGUGACGGCAGGCGUCAACACAUCCAUAGGUUGCAAUACGCUGCUCGAAAUGUUUGAGGGCCUCACCCACAACGAUACUGUUACACUAACACUGGUAGAGGUCAAAGUAGGCUCAGAAGGGAGGCCUUUGGCUGAUAGUAAACAAACUCUUGAUUUGAGUCCUACCAACAAUGAGUCUUCCAUUGUACCAGAUACUUCCUCAACUGUAAUAACUAGCAAGACGCCUUAUGAUGAUGCCUUAGGUGAUCCCUCUUUGUCUGUAUCCGAAAUAGUGGAUGGCUCACCCAGCAAUCCUACAUUUGCUCCCAUUCCCAGGAGAGGAAGAACACAAAGAAAAGAAGAAAAGCAAACAACACAAAAGGGAAAAAAGGCACUGGAGAAGGCAGCCCCCGUUUCAUCAGAAAACGUGACUGUCAAGCAGUCAAAAACGAAAUUUCCUGCACUGGUGAGUGGUACCAUUCAAGCUUACAAUGCACCACCUGUUGAAAUUGCUCAGCAGGCCUCUUCUGUGUCUUCUACCAAACCGUCACAACCUCCAGUCUCUCCCAAGAGUCCUAAGCCACAGCCAUCCAUUGACCCUAGUAUACACUGCACAUUACUGUUGGACAGAGGUCCUCCUCCCCAAGUCCACUCAUCUGUCGCCAAGCUUUCUCCUACCCCCAACACUGUGUCCUAUGUCAAACCCAUCAUUCCCACCCACUCAACACCAAAUCUGGUGAAGAGAAAGCCACCCUCUGUGGGACAAUUUCCAAAAACCCAACUGAGGAGAGAAGACUGCGAGGCCUUACCGCUGAAAACUGCAGAGAUGUAUGGUGCGUUCAGUUCAGCAAGCAAAAGGACCUCAACUCCUCCUUGUGCUUCAUCUCUCUCCCAGUUGCCUCUGAAGGCCCUCUGCACCAGCAAAUCAAAGGUGUCUAAGCCUGAUGCAGCCAUGUCCCACUCCCAAGUGAAAACAUCACUUCCUCCCUUUGGAGCGAAGGAGGUCCCUAAAAUACCCCCCUCCAAUAAACACAACAGCGUCUCCUCAAAGGUUCCUCCCUCUCUCAGCGAUACCGAAGCUCUCCGGCACAAGCUCUUAAAGAAACUGAAGAUGAAGAAGAAAAAGCUCAACAAGCUAAAUAAGCUACUGAGUCACCAGAAGGCCAGACCUGAUAGUACUGAGCUGAACUCCCCCAAUUACGAUACCUCCAGUAUCUAUGGCAGCUCCACUUACGACGAACUGUUUACCGACUUUCUGUCACCAGCAACAACAACCAGCAACCUAUCGCCAGACAGCACCAGCUUACUUGAGAUGCUCACCAAUGGCCAAGAAAGUUGCGAGAACUGGGGCUAUGGAGGGCGCACCGAUGGUGUGACAUCUCAGGUGAACGUGGAUGGCUCUUUGAAAACCGAAGACAAUUUCCUGGAGGACUUUAUUUCUGGAGUCGCCGCUCAGCAACAGACUGAGACAGAGAGAGAAGCACUCAGUGGGCUUGACCUUUUCUUUUAGAGUAUAGAACGAAUGAACUGGUAAGGUGUAAACACAAAUUCGCAUGUGCUGUCCUUGGCGCUAUGGAGGGAAUUAUGCAAUUUUGACUUAUUAUGAAGAAGGCCCACUUCAUCUGCCAGUCAGAUUUGAAAGGUCAGAGCAGCAGAAUUCGGUCCAAAAUGCAGUUUGCAAGCCUAAUGCACAGAUAAAUUGCUGCAGUAUCAUAUCAAAUAGAGAACACCUUCAUAAGAAGCCCCCCUCUGAUUGACUGUUGACCUCAGUCAUGCAAUUUGUUUAGUUAAUUCUGUUUUUUCCGGAAUACAGUCGGUAUUUAGUUAAUUACUGUGUUGAGACAUCAUAUUCGAAGGUUAAUUCAAUAGAGUCAGCACUUGGCUGAAACCUUAAAGGUUACUGUCAUUCUAAAAACGUGUUGAGCAGUUUUUUUGUUUUUAUAGAUUUUGUCUUUUUAGAAACUGCUUGAUGUGCGAAACUCUAAAGAAUCGUCUUCUUCGAGGUUUUCCCCUGUUUUUCUGGGGUCACUACAGCCGAUUUCACGGUUUCCAUCAGGACCCUGCGAGGGCACAGCACCAAUGCUGACCGUUGUUAAUUGUGUAAAAUUCUAAAGAAUAAAGCGAGAAUUUUAAAUGUGAUUGAAUAAAUCAGAAUUGCCCUCGCGUGCUUGAAUGUAUAUAACAUUUUCAUUGUACAAAACGUGAGGGUAUUUUUUAAGUCUUGCAACUGAGUCAUA